Molecule: messenger RNA, 2804 nt
Organism: Xenopus laevis (African clawed frog)
Lineage: Eukaryota; Metazoa; Chordata; Amphibia; Anura; Pipidae
Gene: raver1.L
Product: ribonucleoprotein, PTB-binding 1 L homeolog
Exons: 14
Coding region: 55-2139 (694 amino acids)
Cellular component (GO): cytoplasm; nucleus
Molecular function (GO): mRNA binding; nucleic acid binding; RNA binding
Source: RefSeq, a predicted model, not a curated record
AGCUGGCGCACGAGUGUUGUUCCAGAGGUAGGCAAAUUUCAUUCCGCUAGCAAGAUGGCGGCGGCCUUGUCCGUUAGAACUCGAACUGGUGGAGGGGGACAGAUGGUGGGAAGUCGGGGCUUGAGGUCGGAGCGGGAGUCUGUUGAGUCGGAGGAGCAGACAGAAGUUAAACUGGAGCCGCAGGAGAUCCGGAGCCGGGUGGAGAGGAUGAGGAGGGAAGUGAGGAACCGGAGGAAGAUUCUUAUUAAAGGGCUGCCCGGGGAUAUCACUAACCAGGAAGUCCAUGACCUUCUGGGAGAAUUUGAGCUCAAAUACUGUUUUGUGGAUAAAUACAAAGGAACAGCCUUUGUAACCCUCCUUAAUGGGGAGCAAGCGGAGUCUGCCAUUCGCCGUUUCCACCAGAUUCACAUACGUGAGCGGGAAAUCUCUGUGCAGCUUCAGCCCACAGAUGCCCUUUUGUGCAUUGCCAACUUGCCUCCUACCUACACUCAGCAGCAAUUUGAGGAUCUUGUCCGGCCGUUCGGUAACCUGGAGCGAUGUUUCCUGGUCUACAGCAGCACCACUGGUUGCCCAAAGGGCUACGGAUUUGUGGAGUACAUGAAGAAGGACUCUGCGUCCAGGGCCAAGUCAGACUUGCUGGGCAGGCAGCUGGGCUCUCGCACUUUAUAUGUUCAUUGGUCUGACGUCAACCAGCUGACCUAUGAGUUACUCCAUUCCCACUGCCUACUGGUGGAGCAGCUGCAGGAGUGUGAUAUAGGGGAACUUAGGGAAGCCUUCUCCAAAAUUACUGCACCUUCCUUCUGCCAGCUGGCGUACGGGCAGGAUAAUCAGUAUAAAGGAUUUGCUAUAGUGGAGUACGAGUCUGAGGCAGUAACUGAAAUGGUCCAGCAGCAAAUGGAUGGAUCCUCUGUAGCUGGAAGCAAAGUACGGGUUUCUUUCUGUGCACCCGGGCCAGCAGGGAGAAGCAUGCUGGCUGCACUUAUAGCUGCACAGGCAAUGGCACUGAAUCGUGGAAAUGGGCUUCUCCCAGAGCCCAACAUCCUACAGAUACUAAGCAGCUUGGGGUCUCCAGCCACUCUGCAACUCCUACUGAACCCUCUACUUAAUGGGGCAGCUGGGAUCAAGCAAGGACUCCUGGGAGCUGCCCCAGCCUUACCUCUCCUAGCUAAUCCUGCUCUAUCCACGGCCCUGCUUCAGCUUGUCCUGCAGGCACAAACUCCACAGAAACCUGGUUUUCUUGGCGAUUCUCCUUUAUCAUCUUUGUAUGGUGCUAUGGGUCUGUCCCCCCAGCUAACACCCCAGCCUGGAAAGAACCUGCUGUCAGAUCUAGGACUUGCAGUCCCUUCAGUUGGGCUGCCAUGUGACCUGACAGCCGCAGCAGCACAACCGUUUCUGGGGCAGUUGGGCUCUGAGUGGGACAGCCCCCCUCCUACUCCUGUUCUGGGCUCUGUGUUGGCGGGACUUCAGAAACAGGGAGAUCCAGGGAUGUCCCUUUUGGGGGACCCUCCCAGAGAUGUGAACAUUCACAGCGCCCCCUAUGGAAACUAUCCGAGCCAACUUCCCAGCACUGGCACAAUGGGACCCCCCAGCAAACCAGCACCUUUUAAACACAAAAACUUGGGGACCCGGAACUCAAACGCUUCACUGCAGGAUUCGUUGCUGACCCCAACUGAUGGUUAUUCAUUUGACUAUCCAGAGCUGCCGCCCCAUAGGUAUUCUCAGAACAGGGAUCAUAUAGUGCCCAGCCUGGGAAGCUAUGAGUCCCAAAAUAAGAUAUCUCCGCCCUCUAGAUUUCGGGAGCGAAGCAAUAGCCUGCCUGCUCCUCUUCCUCCAUUUAGUGCUGGUUCUCCUUCUUCCUACUUUACCAGCGGCUUGCAAGCUGGGCUUAAACAGACCUACCUCAACAAAGCAGUGGGCAUGCCCCCGAGCAGUCCUGGUGGUGUUCCUCUGGAAAUUGAAGAGCUCAGUCCCCCAUCUGGAAAUGUGUUUAAGACUCCCAUUGGAGCUCAAAAACGAGGCUUCUCGCACUUAAUCCCGUCACCAGAGCCCAGCCCUGAGGGUGGCUAUAUCGGACAACAUUCACAAGGCCUUGGCGGUCACUACGCAGACUCUUACCUAAAGCGGAAGAGGAUAUUUUAGUGAAGGAAUCUACGUGUCUUCUGCUCGUUGCCUUCACAAUGCAAAACGCCGCUCUCCUACGUCCUGAAAGGCUCUUGUUUUUUCCUUUUGUUUUUAUGCUGUUUACAAGAGAACCGCCAUUAUAGGCCAAGAUGGACGCCAAGACUGUGUAAACGCACAGGGAAUGCUGUAACGAGCUUUUCUCACCGUUUCCAUUCUUUCGCCUUGGUGUGAUCUAGACUGAGUUUAUUUUAAGUUUGCUUUUGUUUUUAACUUAAUUUUAAGUGUCUUGUUAAGCUUGAGCCCCCUUUUCUUUUUGCCAGUAGAGUGGGGGCAGAUUGUCAUGUUCUCGUUUAAGCUUUCUUUCCUGAAAAUGCUUUUUAAUUUAUAUAUUUUUUUUGUGUUUUUAAGAUGCACUGCCGUUUUCUCACUUUCCAUCUGUCCUGGUCUGUUUUUAUUGUACUGAGGUGCAGGAGUUUCUUUUAAUUGCCUUUCUGAGCCAAGCAGGCCAGUUAUUGUUUUAUUUUUUUUCUGCUAACCCAUAUUCUGCUUCAGUGCAGAGCAUUAUGGGAUGCUGCUGAAAUACCCAUUGUCAUUUUAUAGCCUGCAAAUCCAAACCUUUAGCACAGUUAGUGGAUUAUUUUUGUUUUUAAUCCCCUCCCACACAUGCAGAGAUCAAGCGUGUU